AAAUGGCUGACUGAAAUUUUGAAGAAGUGAACACUUGUAAUAAAUAUGUAACAGAAAUAAAAGUUUUGCUAUUUUAAUCUGAUUUUAAGAAAAUGCAAAGUUUAAUGUUUCAAGUUGAUGGACAUGGUUAUGGUGUACCUAAACAAUACCAUUCAGUUCAUGAUUUUGGUAAAGAUCAUAUAAGAGAAAAUGUAAGACGUAUGAGACAAAUUCAGAGACAAAGUAGAGAAAAAGAGAGAACCAGUCAACAGCCAGUGAAAGGAUUAUGGAAAUCCAGUAAAUUUGAAAAUGUGCCAUCUAAAGUAGCUUCUGAAUUGAAGAAAGAACCCCCUGCACCCAGACCACACUCAGCAAAUUAUCUAAGAGCUCAUUCAAGAUCAGGUCCAUUAGUGAAAGUAUAUAGUAGACCAUGUACCCCUGAAGUAUCAGAUGAUCAAAUAUCAGUUCCUUUAGCUAAUAGUAAGGCAAAUUUGAUCCGAAAUGAUGUAGAUUUUAUCAAGGUCAAUGGUGUAUCAGUUAAACAUGGAACUAUGUUCAAAAGUCCAUCAUUAACAGCUCUAGAUGAAUUAAAAGAUAAACAAGACAAAGAGAUGCAGAACUAUCAUAAGGGAGAGGUACCAAAGUAUUUAAGAUCCAGACAAGCCCAAUGGAAGAGGGAAGAAGAAGAAAUUAGGGCUAAUACACCAGAUCCCAGCAUGCCACCAGGUCAUAGAGCUCUUAGUGAUAAAGAGAGAAGAGAAACAUUGAAUUUACUCUAUAAAAAGCAACAAGAACUACAAAACCAAGCAUCCAAGUUACCACUACGUACUGACACAGUCCGAAUUCGAACAGUUAAAAAUGACCUUGAAACGAAGCUUUGUGAGGUUGAGGAGGCCAUCAAGAUAUUCUCCAGACCUAAAGUUUUUGUCAAGAUAAACCAAUGAAGAAUUCUAAUAACUUUGAAUGUAGAUAUUAUUAUCUAGUGUGACCAUUGUGAUAUUUUAGAGACUGUCCUAUCUAUUUUAUCCUCUCUAGUAUAAUCAAGGAUUUAAAAGAUUAAUGAAUUUGGCUUAUUGUAAGUCUGAGAUGGUUAUCUGGACUGUGAUGGUAUUCAAUUGACCUAUUUAUACAAAUUUCAUACAUGACCUUUAUCAUGUGAAGAAUGAAGAAGAAACUUUUAGAGAUGAUGUAUAUCUGUUAUAAAACAGGAAAGAGUUUAUCAGAUUCAGUAAUAGCCAUUUGAGAGUAUGAAGAAGCCAUGUUUCAGACUAAAAUGAAAAAUAUAUGCACAGUAAUUUAUUCAGAAUAAAUCAAGAAAAAAAGAAACAGACUUUUUUGACCUUGACUCAUUUAUAGCCUCAGUAUUUGCAAAAUGUGACUUUGUUAUUCAACUAACAUUUUAAAGACUUUCCGUCCAUUUUAAUUCCAUUACCAUGAUUGGCAAGAUAUGACCAAAAAUUCCUUAGUUUUAAUAUAUUAUACUUAUUAUUUCAAUGAUUUUGUAUAAUAAUCAACUUAUUUAUUUAUAAAGAUAUUUUACUUAG
Molecule: messenger RNA, 1523 nt
Organism: Lottia gigantea (owl limpet)
Lineage: Eukaryota; Metazoa; Mollusca; Gastropoda; Lottiidae
Exons: 7
Coding region: 93-923 (276 amino acids)
Cellular component (GO): cytoplasmic microtubule
Source: RefSeq, a predicted model, not a curated record